AUGUCAUCUUCAAAGGAGAUAGGUUCUGGAGUUCCUGCGUCUAGCAAAGGGUCCUGGGCUACUUUUCUCAAGUCCAUUGCCUCGUUUAACGGCGACUUAUCCUCCCUCACAGCUCCUCCGUUUAUUAUCUCGUCCACCUCUCUGGUUGAGUUCUCAGCGUACUGGGCUGAGCACCCGUCCCUGUUAAUCGCCCCGUCACGCGAGCAGGACCCGCAGAAGCGUGCUUUGUUGGUUUUGAAGUGGUUCCUUAGUACUCUGCACCAACAGUACUGCAGCAGAAGUGAGAAGCUAGGGAGUGAGAAGAAGCCAUUAAAUCCGUUCCUUGGCGAGUUAUAUCUGGGGAAGUGGGCAGAUGACGGAGACGUUGGCGAUACUCUAUUGUUUAGUGAACAAGUGAAUCACCACCCUCCUGUUACUGCUUAUGCCAUAGAGAAUCAUAAGCACGGUGUCCAGCUACAAGGAUAUAAUGCACAGAAAGCGUCAUUCUCAAACACGAUUAAUGUAAAGCAAAUUGGCCACGCUCUCCUCUCGUUCCCGACGCCUGGAUCUUCUGAAAAGGAGACAUACCUUAUUUCACUCCCAUCUCUACACAUCGAGUCCUUGAUUUAUGGAACUCCGUUUGUCGAGCUCAACAAGUACACUUAUAUCGCCAGUUCUACAGGAUAUAUGGCAAAGAUCGACUACUCCGGGCGUGGCUGGCUUAGCGGUAAAAAGAACAGCUUUUCUGCCAUUCUCUACAAACACAGUGAAGGGGAAAAACGCCCGCUAUACACCGCCGAUGGCCAGUGGUCGGAUUCAUUCGUUAUCAAGGAUGCUUCAACCAAGAAAGAGAUCGAUAAAUUUGAGGUGAAGAAGUCCAAGACUACUCCCUUAACAACCGCCCCUAUUGAAGAGCAGGAUAUAUACGAAUCCAGACGGGCAUGGAAGGAUGUUGCGGCCGCUGUUGAAAAGGGAGAUAUGGACGCCCUAUCAAUGGCUAAAUCGAAGAUUGAGAACGCACAAAGAGAGCUUCGAAAAAUCGAAGCCGAAGAAAAGCGGGAAUGGGACCGACGAUUUUUCAAACGCAUCGACCUAGAUGGUAGCGAUGACGAAGAGAGCAAUACUUUCAAAAAGCUAUUGAAAAUGGCUGGCCUCGGAGCUGACAGUAGCUCCUCGUCGCCGUCUAGCUUCAUUGAUUCGGAUAAGACCGGUGGUAUCUGGAGGUUUGACCCUUCUCGAGCCAAAGAUGCAAAGUCGCCGUAUCACGCUGAUUCUGCAAAGGGCGUUGGCCUCGCUGUCAACGUAGGAACAGCCAAAUAG
Molecule: messenger RNA, 1299 nt
Organism: Microsporum canis CBS 113480
Lineage: Eukaryota; Fungi; Ascomycota; Eurotiomycetes; Onygenales; Arthrodermataceae
Product: KES1
Exons: 4
Coding region: 1-1299 (432 amino acids)
Biological process (GO): piecemeal microautophagy of the nucleus; maintenance of cell polarity; exocytosis
Cellular component (GO): intracellular membrane-bounded organelle; membrane; cytosol
Molecular function (GO): oxysterol binding
Source: RefSeq, a predicted model, not a curated record